Molecule: messenger RNA, 438 nt
Organism: Drosophila eugracilis
Lineage: Eukaryota; Metazoa; Arthropoda; Insecta; Diptera; Drosophilidae
Gene: VepD
Product: ventrally expressed gene D protein
Exons: 2
Coding region: 91-342 (83 amino acids)
Source: RefSeq, a predicted model, not a curated record
AAGCGAGAAGUUUACUUUCCUGCUCAGUCGUCAACUGCUAAGCGACCAGGACACACAUCUAGUCAGUGGCUUAAAUCAGCGUAAGUCAAUAUGAUACCGCAAAGCGAUAAUCCUUCCUUAAACGAAGAUACUUACGUGGAGGAAUCCCAGUUCCCUGGGCCAGAGCAUUGCGGCCAGAGCCGCUGUGGCCAGAGCCAAACAGCCUACGAAGUCUACCAAAGAAUACUGCAGCGACUACAACCCCAUCCACAAGAAAAGACCGCAAAAGCUAACGAAAACGAGCUGGAGAAGCAGAUCUGGCUAGCCAGCUUUACGGGAAGGCCAAUACAAUAUCGAUAUUAGUUAGAUAACGCUUUCCAGUCGCAAAGCCUUUGUUAAAGAUAUAAAAAUAAAUAAACUAAAGUUGAACCUAAUCCGUACAAGUAAAAAAAAACAAAA